Molecule: messenger RNA, 2129 nt
Organism: Pieris brassicae (large cabbage white)
Lineage: Eukaryota; Metazoa; Arthropoda; Insecta; Lepidoptera; Pieridae
Gene: Pex7
Product: peroxisomal targeting signal 2 receptor
Exons: 8
Coding region: 154-1086 (310 amino acids)
Biological process (GO): protein import into peroxisome matrix
Cellular component (GO): peroxisomal matrix; cytosol
Molecular function (GO): protein binding
Source: RefSeq, a predicted model, not a curated record
GUUAUAAGGAAUAAAGUAUUGUUUUACUUGUUUCCAGUUAGAAUCUAGUUAGACAAAGUUGGAAUACAAAAACAUAUUUACAUAUUAUUGCAAGAAAUAAUAAUAAAAUGGGAAUGUGUUAACAUUUGUAAAUGCCAACAUUACACACUCAGCAUGCCGACCUUCUUAACACCAGGCCGGCACGGCUAUAGUGUCCGUUUCUCAAGAACAAGACCUGAUGCUUUAGCUGUAGCAACUAGUCAGUACUAUGGAUUGGCUGGUGGAGGGACAUUAUUUUUCCUCGAGAUUGCACCAGAUGGUUCUACAAUAGUUGAAGUACAAAAACUAGAGUGGACUGAUGGAUUAUUUGAUGUAACGUGGUCAGGUACGUCAGACGGUGUCGCGGCUUGCGGUUCAGGCGAUGGCACGAUUAUCGUGUGGCGCGUGGGUUGUGCCGCACCCCUCCGAGUUUUGCGCGCGCAUCACAGUGAAGUCUGUUCUGUUGAUUGGAUGCGAACGCAUUUGCUAAGCGCCAGUUGGGAUACUACGGUCAAAUUGUGGGACCCCGAAUCGGAAACAUGUCUCAACACAUUCGCGGGUCAUUCCCAACUGGUUUACACGGCAGCUUUCUCCCCUCAUUCGCCAGCGACUUUUGCGUCGGUGUCAGGUGAUGGUCACCUCAAAUUGUGGUCAUGUACGGAAUCAUCGCGGCCUGCGGCGGUUGUUAAAGCUCAUGAUGCAGAGGUGUUAUCCUGUGACUGGAGUAAGUCGGAAAGCCACGUGGUAGCAACGGCUGGUUCCGACGGUCUCAUUCGUGGCUGGGACCUUCGGAGACUGACUGCGCCUAUGUUCACUCUUAAAGGCUGUGAAUGUGCUGUAAGGAGGGUUCAGUUUUCGUCGCAUGCGCCUUCGAUAGUAGCGGCUGUGUCAUACGAUUUUACUACAAGAAUAUGGGACUUAAAACGCGGCUGUGAUCCAUUAGAAACGAUAAGACACCAUUCGGAAUUCACGUACGGCCUCGACUGGAAUACGUUGAGGCCGCACCAGCUCGCCGAUUGUGGGUGGGACUCUUUGGUUCACGUCUUCACGCCGAGAUCGCUCGUCUGAAGAGCCUUAAGAUUUGUAUCUGGCUAUUGUGAAUAUAGGCUGUGGUUAAAUGUGAAUGACAGUGACAUAAUCGCUAUUGAUAACUGUCAGAUAUUAGUGCAUCGUAAAAUCCUUGAUCGGGCAUACUAUUGUGUAAACGUGUUCAUGGUUCUUAAAGAAAAUUUGUGGUUUUAGCUUAGUAAUGAUUUUGCAUCCGAUUUUGAUAUUUGUACGUAACUUUGUUCCAUAUAAAAUGCCUAUUCCAGCCAUUUAGAUUAGAGAUUGCAGUGCUAAUUAAUUUUUUAUGUUGACAACACUGUUACGAACAUUAUAAGUUCGGCGUAUUGAUACUUAAUGUUAAAACCAUAUUAAUAGUAUCUAAUAACUAAUUAUUGACUAAUCGAUUUUGAUUUUAAAGAGUGACACGGCUGUCAUUCACUAAAAACAUGAUUAUAUACAAUUGUUUUUAGAGAAAUUCCAAAAUGUCAGAUGUGUGACAAUGAUUGUGUUGAUGUGACAAUUGACAUGAGCUGUCAUUUUAGAUUAUUCCAGGCAAAGAUAUUGUAAAUAUUUUACUUAAUUUUAUUAUCGAAUGUUACAUGUCAAAAUGUUUUUUUUUUAAUUCCUUACAAGAAGUGUGAUAGUUUUAGAAAAUGGUUAUUUGUUUAGACUACAGUAUUACUCUCUAAUAAAAUAUAUUCGUUAUUUAAUAUUCAAGAAAGUACAAUUUCCUUUAUAAGGAAAAUAUUUCCUUCAAGAGCUUACCAAUUCCUAAAAAGCCAGCAACGCACUUGCCAUCGCUCUGGGAUUAAACGUGUCUUUGGACAGUUAAAAAAAAUAGGCGCGAAAAAUAAUCGGAAAACUCCGUCACGAUUAAUAUUUUUUUCUGAUUAUAUUUUCAAGAUAUUGCUUGUUUGUUUGUUAAACGCAGGAAUUGUAUAUACUCGUAUUGUUAUGUAUAUAAUGUGAAUAAUUUAAACAUAAGGCAUAAAUGUACUGUAUAUUGUGUUAAGAAAUAUAUUGUUUUGUUAAUUCUCCAAAUAUUAAAUGAAAAUAUUAUUCGA